UGGGCGCCGGCUCCGGCCGAGGUCCUAGGGCGGCUGGUGGCGCCCACCGGCUGGCCUUCGCAUCCAGUCGCCUGGAACAUGCUCGCUAGUCUAGCUGCUCCUGGAAAUCGUGACCCUUUGGAGGUGGGAGGGACGCUCGCUCCGCCCUGCCCGGCCGUCCCUCUCUGAGGCGCGAGUGCUGCGAGGAGCAGGCUCGUGUACAAAAAAGCUUGAAGACCUCUUGUGCUUAAAAACGUGUCCCUUCUCGACAGAAACAGAAUUCUCCUACACUGUCAGUGUUUGUUCAGACCAGAUGGCCAAAAGAAAGGAAGACGGUUUCUUCUCUCCUGAAAAUGCCAAAAGACCAAGACGAGAAUCAGAGGAUUUUGAUAAAGAUAGUGAUGAAGAUGAAUGUGCUGUUUCUUUGACUAAAGACAGCUCUACAUUGACUGCGGCAGACGUUGGGAUAAUAGAGAGCAUUCAUCUAAAAAACUUCAUGUGCCAUUCGAUGCUGGGGCCCUUCAAGUUUGGCUCUAAUGUCAACUUCGUUGUUGGAAACAAUGGAAGUGGAAAGAGUGCCGUACUCACAGCUCUCAUUGUUGGGCUUGGUGGAAAAGCAGUCGCUACUAACAGAGGCUCCUCUUUGAAAGGCUUUGUGAAGGAUGGACAGAACUCAGCGGAUAUCACAGUCACACUGAGGAACAGAGGAGAGGAUGCCUAUAGAGCAAAUGUGUAUGGUGACUCCAUAGUUGUGCAGCAGCACAUCACCCUGGAUGGAAGUCGGUCCUAUAAGCUAAAAAGUCAGACAGGCACUGUGGUUUCUACUAGGAAAGAAGAGCUGGUUGCAAUUCUUGAUCAUUUUAACAUCCAGGUAGAUAAUCCUGUUUCUGUUCUAACACAAGAAAUGAGCAAGCAGUUCUUACAGUCUAAAAAUGAGGGAGACAAAUACAAAUUUUUCAUGAAAGCAACUCAACUUGAACAGAUGAAGGAAGACUACUCAUACAUUAUGGAGACAAAAGAAAGAACAAAGGAGCAGAUAAAUCAAGGUGAAGAGCGACUUACUGAACUAAAGCGCCAGUGUUUGGAGAAAGAGGAACGUUUUCAAAGUAUUGCUGGUUUAAGCACAAUGAAGACUAAUUUAGAGUAUUUGAAACAUGAAAUGGCCUGGGCAGUGGUCAAUGAAAUUGAGAAACAGUUGAAUGCUAUCAGAGAUAAUAUCAAGAUUGGAGAAGAUCGUGCUGCUAGGCUUGAAAGGAAAAUGGAAGAGCAGCAGGUCAAACUUAAUGAAGCAGAAAAAAAAUACGCUGAUAUUCAGGAUAAACUAGAAAAGAUUAGUCAAGAGACAAAUGCACGAGCCCCCGAGUGUAUGGCACUGAAGGCAGAUGUCAUUGCUAAGAAAAGGGACUACAAUGAAGCUGAGGUUUUAUAUAAUCAUUCCCUAAAUGAAUAUAAAGCGUUAAAGAAAGAUGAUGAGCAGCUUUGUAAAAGAAUUGAGGAACUUAAAAAAAGUGCUGAUCAGUUUUUGGAAACUGAACGGUUGGAAAGACAAAAAAAAAUAUGGUGGUUAAAGGAGAGAUUAAAGGCUUUUCAAGACCAGGAAAAUUCAAUCAAUCAAGAGAUGGAGCAGUUUCAGCAGGCUAUAGAAAAGGGCAGAGCAGAACACGACAGGAUUAGGAGAGAAGAAUUAGAUGUGAAGCAUGCACUGAACUAUAGUCAGAGGCAACUGAAAGAAUUAAAAGAUAGUAAAACCGAUCGACUGAAACGAUUUGGUCCUCAUGUUCCAGCUCUUCUGGAAGCAAUCGAUGAUGCUUACCGACGGGGAUAUUUUACCCAUAAACCUGUCGGCCCUUUAGGAGCCUGCAUUCACCUACGGGACCCUGAACUCGCCUUAGCAAUCGAAUCUUGCUUGAAAGGACUUCUGCAAGCCUAUUGCUGCCAUAAUCACGCCGACGAAAGAGUACUUCAGGCGUUAAUGAAAAGGUUUUAUUCUCCUGGAACCUCACGGCCACAGAUAAUAGUUUCAGAAUUCCAGAAUGAAAUGUAUGAUGUAAGACACAGAACUGUUCAUCAUCCAGAGUUUCCAACAGUUUUGACAGCACUAGAAAUAGACAAUGCAGUUGUUGCCAAUAGCCUGAUUGACAUGAGGAACAUAGAGACCGUGCUGCUAAUCAAAAAUAAUUCUGUAGCUCGUGCAGUAAUGCAGUCCCAGAAGCCACCCAAAAAUUGUAGAGAAGCUUUUACUGCUGAUGGUGAUCAGGUUUUUGCAGGACGUUACUAUUCAUCAGAAAAUACAAGGCCUAAGUUCCUAAGUAGAGAUGUGGAUUCUGAAAUAAGCAACUUGGAGAAUGAAGUUGAAAAUAAGAAAGCCCAAAUAGUAAAUCUUCAGCAACAUUUGUCUGCCCGUGAAAAGGAUAUUAAACAAAAUGAAGAACUUCUUAAAAGGUGCCAGCUACAUUAUAAAGAGUUAAAGAUGAAAAUAAGAAAAAGUAGUUCUGAAAUUCGGGAACUUGAAAAUAUAGAAGAACACAAAUCUGUAGAUAUUGCAACCUUGGAAGAUGAAGCUCAUGACAAUAAAAUGAAAAUGAAAAUGACUGAGAAGCAGAUGGAGCAACAAAAAAAAAAUUUGGAGCAUUUUAAAAGUCUGAAAAUAGAAGCAGAAAACAAGUAUGACACAAUUAAAUUGAAAAUUAAUCAACUGUCAGAGCUAGCAGACCCACUUAAGGAUGAAUUAAACCUUGCUGACUCUGAAGUGGAUAACCAGAAGCGAGGAAAGCGGCAUUAUGAAGAUAAACAGAAAGAACACUUGGAUACUUUAAAUAAAAAAAAGCGGGAACUGGACAUGAAAGAAAGAGAGCUUGAGGAGAAAAUGUCACAAGCAAGACAGAUCUGUCCAGAACGAAUAGAAGUAAAAAAGUCUGCAUCAAUGCUAGAUAAAGAAAUUAACCGAUUGAGACAAAAGAUACAGGCAGAGCAUGCUAGUCAUGGAGAUCGAGAGGAAAUAAUGCGGCAGUACCAGGAAGCAAGAGAAACCUAUCUUGACCUGGAUAGUAAAGUAAGGACUUUAAAAAAGUUUAUUAAGUUACUAGAAGAAAUAAUGACCCACAGAUACAAAACGUAUCAGCAAUUUAGAAGGUGUUUGACAUUACGAUGCAAACUGUACUUUGACAACUUACUAUCGCAGCGGGCCUACUGUGGAAAAAUGAAUUUUGACCAUAAGAACGAAACUCUUGCUAUAUCAGUCCAGCCUGGCGAGGGAAACAAAGCCGCCUUCAAUGACAUGCGGGCGCUGUCGGGCGGCGAGCGGUCCUUCUCCACCGUGUGCUUCAUUCUCUCCCUGUGGUCCAUUGCAGAGUCACCCUUCAGAUGCCUGGAUGAGUUCGAUGUCUACAUGGAUAUGGUUAACAGGAGGAUCGCGAUGGAUAUGAUACUGAAGAUGGCAGAUUCCCAGCGUUUCAGACAGUUUAUCUUGCUUACCCCACAAAGCAUGAGCUCUCUUCCUUCCAGUAAAUUGAUUAGAAUUCUGCGGAUGUCUGACCCUGAAAGAGGACAAACUACAUUGCCUUUCCGACCUGUGACUCAGGAAGAUGACGAUGACGGAAACUGAACUGUGAUUUAACAUGGCUCUUCCUUGGGGGAGCAUCUGUGAGAGGCAGGAAUUCUGGCUGUUCAAGGGACUAAAACAAGUCUGGAUCAUGCCACAGUAAAAUUAGGAGCUCCUGUCACCUGUCCACAGUGAGACAUGGGAAUCAGCUGGGAAAACCAAGUACAACCAGCAAUGUAAAACCACUAUUGCUUCUUUUGAGAAAAACCAGUUUUAGAGUGCUGGUUUUAAGUCUUUUUGAGUUUGUUUGGUUUUGAGGAUUUUUUUAAACCAUCUACUUUUAUAGAUUCUCUUUUGGAAAUAACCUUUUAUACAUGUGUACAUGUACAUAUCUGUUUAGUUCAGGUUCAUUUCUAUGGUAUUUUGUAAAAACUAAAAUAAAAGUUUGAGUACUGGUUUAUAUUUAGUUUUGCUUUUCCAGAGUAUUACGUUGUAUAGCCAAAUGAUCAAACACCAGAAGGGAGGGAUUUCUCAUUCUAUAGAGUACGUCACCAGGGUGGUCUUGGGACACAAACUGGCUUACCGUGGAUUUAUUGUUCAUCAUGAGGGACUUACACAGGGCGUAAGUGGGCUCCUGCCUACAGGUAGUUUUUACACUAGAGGCAACUGUAGAUUUGGACCGUAACUUUUCCUUGUAUUUCAUCAAAUUUAGUAAGAUGCUGUCUGUUUACGGUCCACUUGUGAAGCCCUGAGGCAGUCUCCACUGUGGUACUCUGGCUGGGUUGGAAACCCUCAGUUGGAGUCCGGGGCUCUCAGGUCGGGCUCUGCUGAGAGGACACAGGCCAGAGGGACCCCUCUAAGCAGGCUGGGCAUCCGCAGUGAGCUUGUUGCUAUGUGAGUCAGAGGCCACACUGCUGGGGGAGGAAGCACCGGAGGUCAGCUGUGGGCUCUUCCUGAUUUUAAAGAUGCUGAGAAGUGCUGCCUGGAUGAUCAGAUAUAUUUUACCACUAAACAUGGUAUUUAUGAACUUUUUUAAAGAAAGCAUGACUAGGACAUCUUCUGUAUGUGUUGAUCUAGGAGUAGUGCAAAACUUUUAAACAUACACUGAAUACCAAAAGUAUUCCUUAUAUUACUAGCAAUAAAUAUUAGAGUACAUAUUUAUAACAUUGAAAGGGGAAGUAUUUCAAGAUGUACCUUAAGAGUAGGGACAUUUAUGUUGCUAUUGAGAAAAACUGGAUUUUUGAGAAGACGGGAAACUUGUGCUUUCUAAUGUAAGAAUGUACAAUAGUGCUGAGUGUUUUAAGCAUUCUCCACUAGCCAUACAACCCUAAGUUACACUUGUAACUCAUUUGUAUGAAAGGUAUUCCGCAUUCAUGUGCUUUUCAAAUAAAAACAAGAGUUUACCAUCUGCA
Cavia porcellus (domestic guinea pig) is the source of this 4932-nucleotide messenger RNA. It is a transcript of the gene Smc6, whose product is annotated as structural maintenance of chromosomes 6. The transcript has 28 exons. Lineage: Eukaryota; Metazoa; Chordata; Mammalia; Rodentia; Caviidae. Gene Ontology annotation, biological process: double-strand break repair via homologous recombination. The record is from RefSeq and is a predicted model, not a curated record. Gene Ontology annotation, molecular function: damaged DNA binding; single-stranded DNA binding; ATP hydrolysis activity. Gene Ontology annotation, cellular component: site of double-strand break; nucleus; Smc5-Smc6 complex. The coding region runs from base 293 to 3583 and encodes 1096 amino acids.